UAACAGAGGAACGAUUGGUUUCCCAGUAUAUCCGUCAGCAACAGUCAGGUCAACUGUCCCGUCCUGAAACAAAGCCGGUCCAUUCCUCUCGAGAGUAAAGACGACGAUCACAAUAGUGAUUACUUCUUAUUGUGAUUUUAGUCGCAACGUAUGCCUCGGGUUUCAAUUUGCUCUUUCAUUCCUUAAGAAGUUUAACACUUCUUGUGCUUUUUUACGUCGUUUUUAAAGUUAUCCGUAUGGACACUAAAGUGGAAGAAACAGACAAACUGCAACAAGACGUGACAAGUCAAUUGAUGCCAGAUGCAGAGAAAAAACAGUUUAUAUCACCAGUAUUUCGCCAGAUCGCUUCUGCUGUAGCAGUUGGCUCAGCAGGUUGUGUCUUCGGAAUAGUCAUAGCAUUUUCAUCAGUAGCUUUAGGAAACUGGAAGAUCGAGGGAGGCGUUAGCCUAAAUGAAGAGCAAAUUAAUUGGUUUGCAAUCGUCGUUCAGCUAGUGUCGAUUCCCGGGUCGGUGGUGGGUGGUGGCCUCGUGCAGCUCUUGGGUGCUCGACGUCUGUUGAUCCUAAUCCUUCCCCCACUCGCUCUGACAUGGCCUAUAUUACUUCUGUCGAGGGACUCUCCCACGGCUAUGAUCAUUCUCAGAGCCAUACAGGGACUCUUGACUGCUGGCGGAUCUAUCUGUGUUUACGUGUACCCAUGCGAAGUGAGUGAACCGAAAAGAAGGGGACUCCUGGGGGCUGUGCCGGAGGCUGCCUUUUCCCUGGGAUUCCUCCUCACUUACUUCAUGGGUGGAGUCUUCCACUGGACAACGGUUGUCCUCAUCAUUCCGUUUAUCUUCGUUCCAUGCAUGAUUUUUCUGCUGAUGGUGCCAGAGUCUCCUACGAAGUUAAUUCAGCAGGGUAGAAUUGAAGAAGCCAAAUACACUUUAAAAAGUCUCCGAGCUCCCGACCACGAUGUUGACAUGGAAGUGAUGGAGAUGCAGAAUGUCUUUUCGUCAAGCAAUCAUUGUGAAGAAGGGCGUUGCCAAGAUAUUCGAAGUCUUUCUAAACUAAACGCCUUACUGCCAGUGGCUGUGUCGACUACUUUACUUGUCCUGAAAGAGUGCACGGGACAGCUUGUUCUUGCUUUAUUCGUUGUCCAGAUUUUCCAAAAUGCAAAUGCUGAAAUUUCACCCUACCAUGGCUCUGUGAUUGUUGGAAGUGUUCGUUUCCUUUCAAAUAUCGUGGGUGCUUUCCUCCUUGGUCGUCUCCCACGAAAGAAAAUAAUAAUUAUUGCCUCUCUAGUUGCUGGUGUAUCUGUUGCCCUGUUAGGAUGCCACUUUUAUGGACAUGAAAAUGAGAGCAAAGUAGCCUGGGCUCCUCUUUUAUAUUUGGCAGUGUUCACAUUAGCAUUUGGCAUAGGCAUCGGCCCCACAAGCUACCUGAUUGCCACAGAAUUACUGCCCAGUUCAGUUCGAGGCACAGGAAGCGGAAUUGCUGGAGCCGCAACUUUUGCAGCACAAUUCUUCAUCACUUUCCUUGCAGCACAAACAUCAGCCUUAAACCUCUACAUAUCCUUCUGGGGAUAUGCAGCUGGGUGCCUGACUUUAGUCACAUUUGUCCUUUUGUUACCUGAGACCCAAGGACUGACUUUGCAAGAGGUGGAGAAUUUUUGGUCUAAGGUAGCGACAAAUAUCCAUUGUCCCGAACGUAAAAAGCCGCUCAAAGAACAAAACAAUAACGAAGAUAAUGCAGGUUGUAAUGCCAACAUGGACAGCACGAGUUCAUCUCAUAACGAUCGAGUUUUUGGAAGAGUUGUUACUAUGGUGGACCUUGGAAACAGAAAAGAAAUUGUAGACACAGUUUAGGAUAAUAUUUCAUUCAUCAUUGAAAUAUACGUAUCAUCAUUAUCAUCAUCAUAACAUUUUUACACGAGAUUUAUUUUCCUAUUACAGCGUUGAACGCGUAAUGGGUUCUCUCCACUGUUCUAUCUUUUGCACUAGCCAUGAAUCUCAUCAUUUUAAAAUCACACCUUCGCAGAAACCCCUCCUUUUCUUUUGUAAGUGCAUCAGUUAGCCUAUAGACGUCUGCAUACCAGCAAUAAGUACUUUUCUGAAAACCCCACAAACUCAGCCACUCUGUACACCUACGCACUGCGCCACUCAUCUGUUCAUCUGUAUAUGUCGCGCGCUCUAACUUCCUGGAGAUUACAAACCUGUCCAUCACCAGUUCAGACCCUUCCUAGUCUGACUUUCCUCUCUCCCCUCAAAACUAUCAGAUUUUUACACACUUCGUGGGCAAACAUUGAUCUGUCUGCCUUUCACCUGCGCUAAUAUUUCUUUUCGCGUCAUAUAUCCACAUUUUUCACUCAAAUCUUUCUUCACAAUAUAUAUGCAUAUCAUAUAUAUAUAUAUAUAUAUAUAUAUAUAUAUAUAUAUAUAUAUAUAUAUAUAUAUAUUGUGAGAAGCAAAGGGAGGGCAUAUAUUAUCAGAUAUAACUUCUUCCAAUAAUAAUGUAUAAGUAUAAGAGGAUAUUGAUAUAUAGUUCUAUAUGUGAUAUAAAAUGUAAGCCAGUUUUUGUUACAUAGUUUCUUUUAUUUUUCUUGUAAGCGCGAAGAAUUUAUUGAGAGUUAGAAACAUGUAUAUCUCUAUUUUUUUAUAAAUAAAAGACAA
Macrobrachium nipponense is the source of this 2648-nucleotide messenger RNA. Its product is annotated as facilitated trehalose transporter Tret1-2 homolog. Gene Ontology annotation, biological process: transmembrane transport. Bases 237 to 1844 code for a protein of 535 amino acids. The transcript is spliced from 4 exons. Lineage: Eukaryota; Metazoa; Arthropoda; Malacostraca; Decapoda; Palaemonidae. Gene Ontology annotation, cellular component: membrane. Gene Ontology annotation, molecular function: transmembrane transporter activity. The record is from RefSeq and is a predicted model, not a curated record.